Molecule: messenger RNA, 1366 nt
Organism: Nycticebus coucang (slow loris)
Lineage: Eukaryota; Metazoa; Chordata; Mammalia; Primates; Lorisidae
Exons: 3
Coding region: 417-1052 (211 amino acids)
Source: RefSeq, a predicted model, not a curated record
CUGCAUAAAAGCCACCUCUGCCUAACGGUCCUCAAGGAGAGCUCAGUAUCACACACACGACCACUUCUGAAAGCUCUGCUUAGCUCUUAUCUCGGUACUUAUUAGCAGUUCGUCAGCAUGUUUUUGUUCAGUAUAUUCUCUUCUCCUCAAUAAGCUUGACGACAAUAAGGAAUGACCACAUCUGCUCCUGGUACACAGUAGGCGCUCAGUAAAUGCUCGUUCCUUUCCAACCCUGAUACCUGCUGCACCCGUCGCAUUUGCGGUGUGCAAAGUAAACCCAACUUAUCAGUUGCUACUAAAUUCACGCUAGGAUCAAAGGAGGCGGAGGAGCGAGUGGGCAGUCAGAAUCGGGUGGGCUUUUCCGUUUAUCAAGGAGAGUUAACCACUGUUCUCCUGGGCCGCCGGCACGGAUCUCAAUGACUGUCACUGGGGGUCAGGCCAUAGUCUCCGAGCCCGGGGCCCCACACCAAUUGUCUUUGUCAUCCGGAGCCUACAAUCCUCCCUUCACCAGGUAUUUUCUCCUUGCUCGAUUUCUUUGCCUCAGCCUGACUUCCUCAGGAGGUCGGAUUCUCUUCACCUGUUUGGCCGCGUGUGUCCCCUGGAACCUGCCCCCUAAACGCGCCCCUCCCGCGCCGCCCUUCUCCUUCCUCGUCCCGCCCGGAAGCGCUCCUCGACGAUCGUUUACUGAGCACCUACGACGCGCAGGCACCGAGCAGGGCCGCCGGGAGCCCCUCCCCAGCUCCACCGCCGCUCUCGCCUCCCUCCGCCCAGCCCACCGGUCCGGAUCCCAGGGUCUCAACUCCCCGGACUUCCACACGGAAUCUGCCGCUUCUUCCAGGGGCAUAGCCGCACCGCCUUCUCUGGAGACGGCUUCUGAUUGGGAAACCCGGGUAAUGCUCUUCAGUGCAGCCGCCCCACUCGCCCGCCUUCUCCCCGCGGGCUGCCGGGUUACCCGCUGCCAGGCUGGGGCCACUGGCAUUCGCGCCUUCGGGCUUCCCGGCGCCCUGGGGAGUGUUUGCAGUCUCUGGAGCCGCCGAAGGGCUCUUUCCUAGGUCCUGCACAUACUUCGAUACAAGAUGAGGUCCCCCUUCUGGCCGAAGGAGACCAGUCAAGCGGGCCUGGGCAGAGAUGCAUCAAGCUAAACGACGUCCCCUCCACCAACUCUGCACGGGCCUAUUUGCUGCGUCUCCUGGAACUUACCUCCCCCUGAAAUUAUCCCUUUGGGUUAUUGGGUUAUCUGCCUUCCCGCACAAGAAUGCAAGUUCCAGGAAGGCAGAGACCUUAUCUGUCUCCUCAAUCACUUGAUCCCCAAUGUUAGGAACACAAAGUAGGUUUGCAGCAAACACUUACAGAAUGAAUAAAUGAA